Megalobrama amblycephala (Wuchang bream) is the source of this 5953-nucleotide messenger RNA. RefSeq names its product exostosin glycosyltransferase 1b (gene ext1b). The record is from RefSeq and is a predicted model, not a curated record. Gene Ontology annotation, molecular function: glycosyltransferase activity. The coding region runs from base 737 to 2962 and encodes 741 amino acids. The transcript has 11 exons. NCBI's taxonomy places the organism in Eukaryota, Metazoa, Chordata, Actinopteri, Cypriniformes, Xenocyprididae. Gene Ontology annotation, cellular component: membrane.
ACGCACACUGGCGUCGUGUCGGGAUUGGAAUGUAACAGAGUAACAAUCGGAACAACUGAGCAAUAGGUGACUGGGCUCGCGGAUCAAGGAACUCCGUUGAUUUUAUUUGCGAAGGAAACAUCCUGUAAAAGGGAAACGUCGCUUUCCAGAGCCGGCGUCCCGAUGAAGAGGAAAUCCACUUCUUGCGCGUGUGAAGGUCCACGGAGCGCGCUGGAAUAAGAGAAAUGCAGGGAUUCGUGAGGUUACGGUGAACUGUUUUUGUUUCGGAGGUGAAUGGAGCAGCGGUGGGCUUCAGUUUAGAUUGGAAACGCCACGGCAUCGUCGUUGUAUUAUUAACGACUUUACAUCUUUUCCAGCGGGACCCCCUGCUCUCCAAAGGCGAACUCCAUGAGUCAGUGCCGCCGCAACUCUCCGACGCGGCGUUUUUAUUACUCCAACUUAAGUCAGUGAGUAAGCAUACCUGAUUGUGUGUUUAUAAUGAUCUGAACAGCUUCGGAUACGGCUGCGUUGUGAAAUGUCGCUACUAGACAGACGAGCGAAGAGCCUGAUGUAAAAUCGCCCACAUGCGCUGGAUCAAUCGCUUGCUGUUAGGUGAUCGGAAUCUGAAGAGUUGUAAAUCCUCGCAGGCUGGAAGAUGGCGGAGCAGUACUAUAGCUGGAGGGGGUGGUGGUGCUGCUGCUGAGAGACAAACUUCCAACCGCUUGAGAUUUAUUUGCAAACACCGCGAUCUGGACACAUGCAGGCCAAAAAACGAUAUCUGAUCUCGCUCUUGACUGGCGCCUUUCUAGUUCUGCUCUUUUACUUUGGAGGAGGAGGAGGGGUCCCGGGUCCGGCGGCCACGGGAUCCAGGAGCCGACAUGGAUAUAAUCGUCCCGAUCAGCCGUGGCCACACUUCUCGGAUCCCUUACAACACUUGAGCCCGUGGGACCAUUCGGACACGGAGGAAUAUAAUGUGCACAUAUCGCCCAGGCAGAAGAGAGACGUUAACUCGAGCGUUUACAAGGGCAAAAGGUGCCGCAUGCAAUCAUGCUUCGAUUUCUCUCUCUGUCAGAGGAACGGAUUCAAAGUGUACGUGUACCCGCAGCAGAAGGGCGAGAAGAUCUCGGAAAGUUACCAGAAUAUUUUAUCCACCAUCGAGGGCUCUAGGUUUUACACUUCUGACCCUGGCCAAGCGUGUCUGUUCGUCCUGAGCUUGGACACUCUUGACCGCGACCAGUUAUCGCCGCAGUACGUGCACAAUCUCAAAACCAAGGUGCAGAGCUUGGCUCUUUGGAACAAUGGUAGAAAUCACCUCAUAUUUAAUUUGUAUUCGGGCACAUGGCCUGACUACACGGAAGACUUGGGCUUUGACAUCGGACAGGCCAUGCUGGCCAAAGCAAGCAUCAGUACUGAGAACUUCAGACCUAACUUUGACGUAUCCAUCCCCUUGUUCUCCAAGGAGCACCCAAGGACCGGUGGGGACAGGGGGUACUUGAAAUACAACACCAUUCCACCUUUUAGAAAGUAUAUGUUGGUAUUUAAGGGGAAACGCUAUUUGACCGGCAUCGGCUCAGACACGAGGAAUGCCUUAUAUCAUGUUCAUAACGCGGAGGAUGUAGUUCUUCUCACCACCUGCAAACAUGGCAAGGAUUGGCAGAAACACAAGGACGCGCGAUGUGACAAGGACAACGCCGAGUAUGACAAGUAUGACUACCGUGAAAUGCUGCACAAUUCCACCUUCUGCCUGGUUCCACGAGGACGACGGCUGGGAUCUUUUCGCUUCCUGGAGGCUCUGCAGGCGGCCUGCGUGCCGGUCAUGCUGAGUAACGGUUGGGAACUCCCCUUCUCGGAGGUCAUCGACUGGAACACGGCCGCUGUGAUCGGGGAUGAGAGGCUCCUGCUGCAGAUCCCGUCCACGGUGCGCUCCAUUCAUCAGGAUAAGAUUCUGGCUCUGCGACAGCAGACGCAGUUCUUGUGGGAGGCCUACUUCUCGUCCGUGGAGAAGAUUGUGCUCACCACUCUAGAAAUCAUACAGGACCGAGUGCUUCAGCAGACCUCCAGGAGCAAUCUGAUGUGGAACAGUCAUCCCGGCGGGCUUUUCACACUGCCGCAGUACUCAUCCUACCUGGGAGACUUCCCUUUCUUCUACGCCAAACUUGGGAUCAAGCCGAGUCCUAAGUUCACUGCUGUUAUCCAUGCUGUCACGCCGCUGGUUUCUCAAUCUCAACCCAUUCUCAAGCUCCUCGUCUCAGUGGCCAGAUCUCAGUACUGCGCUCAGAUUAUUGUAUUGUGGAACUGUGACAAGCCUUUACCUGCCAAGCAUCGAUGGCCGGCCACCUCAGUGCCCAUCAUUGUCAUCGAAGGAGAGAACAAGGUCAUGAGCAGCCGGUUUCAGCCGUAUGACAGUAUCAUCAGUGAUGCAGUGUUGAGUCUGGAUGAGGACACGGUGUUGUCGACCACUGAGGUGGACUUUGCCUUCACGGUGUGGCAGAGUUUCCCGGAGAGAAUUGUGGGAUAUCCUGCCCGCAGUCACUUCUGGGACAAUAAUAAGGAGCGCUGGGGUUACACCUCUAAAUGGACCAAUGACUAUUCCAUGGUUCUCACCGGAGCUGCCAUUUACCACAGAUAUUACCACUUCCUGUAUACCCACUUCCUGCCAAACAGCCUGAAGAGCAUGGUGGACCAGCUGGCCAACUGUGAGGACAUCCUCAUGAACUUCCUAGUGUCCGCCGUCACCAAGCUGCCGCCCAUCAAGGUCACACAGAAGAAGCAGUACAAGGAGACCAUGAUGGGUCAGUCAUCUCGAGCCUCGCGCUGGGCCGACCCGGACCACUUCGCCCAGCGUCAGACCUGCAUGAACAAGUUCGCCAGCUGGUUUGGCGGCAUGCCUCUGGUCCACUCCCAAAUGAGACUGGACCCCGUUCUGUUCAAGGACCAGGUCUCCAUCCUCCGCAAGAAAUACAGGGAGAUCGAGCGGCUCUGACCAGACUGGCGCCCCCUGUCGGACAUUCAACAGGGGGCCGCGAGAGACUCUCCGGAGCACAGGAGGACCAUAGCGGACGAGCCCGUGGCUCAGUUUCCCCUUCAGCACACGAGCAAAGGACACAAGGACGUGACGGCCUCUGUGGACCUUCAGACACACGUGACACGCUUGUAACUCUUCGGAAGAUUUAGUUUUGUUUCAGGGUUGGUGACACAACAGAUGAACUGAACUUUCCCAGCACACGAGAGAGUUGUUGGACGACAGGAGGGACGCAUCAUUUGUGUUAGCACUUCUUCACCACGCCACAUCUGGAUACAUGCAUCUUCCCGCCAUCUUCGUGUUCUCCGAAUCCGUUCUUUCCGAGGUCUCGGAGAAAAUGAGCCGGGUUUUGUGUGCGAGCGAGCUCGUAUGGUUUUAUUUCCAAGUUUUUGAGGUAUUGCAUUGCAAUAAAGAUGUUUUUCCAGUACAAAUGUCUAAAAAUGUUUAAAUCAAGAUGCAUUUACUUGAGAAGCAACUUAAGAUAUAAAGUAUAAAAAUGAGAGUUUGUGCUUAAAACGAGAAAAAAAUGUCAAUGGGGUUAGAAAAAUAAUCGUUUUCCCUUUGAAUGAAGUUCCAUUGACAGAUAUUUGUUCUUGUUUUAAACAAACUCAAGAUAUUAAGUCAAGAAAAUCAUGAAAAUGAAGUUUGUGCUUAAAACAAGAACAAUUUGAACAAGAACAAUUCUGACCCCAUUGACAUUUUCUUCUCAUUUUAAACACAAACUCUUCAUUUUGCUUGACUUAAUAUCUUAAGUCUUGUUGCUUCUCGAGUAAAUGCAUCUUGAUUUAAGAGACGUUUUUAAAUGAAAAGCAAGACUUUUUUGCAGCGUAGGGGCUUUUGUUAUUUUCAAAAGACUACAUAAUGAUCAUUUAGAUUCGGUGGAAUUGAUUCAAUGUAGGUUGAAAAGUUCACAAACGCAGAAGGGUGCAAAAUAAAUUGCAUUCGUAACGGCGUUCCCUCUUAUUAGUGGCAUAGCCAGCGUUUAAACACCCUGCAGUAUUUUAUUGCUUUUAUUUUUAAAAAAUGGUGCCAAGACUAAUGAGUUGCCUUAAGUGGCUUAUCAAACCUAAUUAAUUCAUGCAAAUCCACCUUAAAAAAAAUUAAUUAGAAUUCCCCAAAUCCUCACAGCCAGACUUGGAAAAACGAGCAUGGACGGCGUCUGUUUUCUCUGGACGAGAAAAGUUUGGUAGACAGGUUGCAUGGUAAGGACUUGCGGCCGUAGUUUAAGUGAGACAUCUCUCACCUCCUUUAUCUUCCCUGUCGCUGUGAAAAAUGAGCUGUCCGUCAAAGUUCAAUGGCACUGCCUCAUUCCUCCCUCCCUAUUUUAAACUCGGCUCCUUCGCAUAUAAAACUCACUCAGCCACAAAUGGACACCCGGCUAAUUUAUGUCCCCUGCAAAAGCGACAUCUGCCGUUACAUCCUUUCUGGUUGAUUUCCGGCUCUCGAGACCAGUGUUGUUUCUCUGUGUUUUCCAGAGAGCGGAGCGUGUCGUCAGCCUCCGCUCACAGGUACUUGAAUGUCUGAUGACUUGAAGGAGUGCUGUGCUUUAGUGGCCUUUUGUGAAGGUGACUGGACUUAAAAUGUGCCAGCUGUGAGCCAAAGCCUUUUUAUUUUCCUUUUCACUUUCCCUUCACAUUACGCAUCAGAAUUCAUAUCGUACACUACGUCACGGUCAGCCCGCGCUGACAUUUAAACGCGUAUCUGACACUGAAUGUUGUUUAGGAACCCGUUCCGCAGACCUCAAUGGUCGCGCGUUGUAUUUUAAUAAGCUUUUCGACAGCGAAUCGUCAAUCUGCAGAUUAUCAGAACCAAGUGAAAAUCCUAAUUAUGGCCUGAAUUAAAUUUUAAAGUGUUUCGUCCAUCUUGACAUUUACGUUUGGGUGCUUGCUUGAAUCUUGUUAUACAAGUAUGUGAAUUAAUUUCAAGUCCCUGAAAGCUUCUACUAUAAUUGCCCUCUUAACGGUUGCAUUUGUAAUUAGUUUUGACUUUUUGUUUGCACACAAACGGCCCACAUCUGGUUGAGUUUUAAGUUCAGCAAGCCAAUUUAAAUUGUUUAUCGUCUGGCCUCACACGACGCUUCAAAAGCGUGACUUAUCACUGUACAUACAGCUGAUUAUAUAUACCGUCUGAGAUCGUUUCAGGGGGCAGCUGUGCGCAUCAAAUGUCUGUUUUGAUUAUUAUGUGCAUCCCACCCUGUCUCUAUGCCCUUGCCAACACUGUCAUCAGGGCUUGCGAUACGCUCAACAUCGUCCAGAUCUGCCCGAGGCCCUUGUCAUGUGUACGGACGACACUCUGAUAGGUGUUUGCGUUGAUGCCAGUGUUAUUUUAAUUACCCAGCUUAACGUGACAAAGCCAUUCAUUUGAAAUUGGCCGGUUGAAUGCUGCUGCUACAAACACACACUUGCAAGAUCACCAAAGAAUCUUGGCGAAUUUAAACUCAUUGCUUAGGCGAAGUAAUUUGUCAUGGUUUCUAUACGUGUUCAUCAUUCUCAUUUAGUCUCGAGGCUAACUAGUAAAUCUGCAUACUAAUUUUAACUUACUUCAUCUGCAUACUUACAUUACGUUCUGUGAUUAGCAAUAAGCAAUAUGCUCAAAAACAUCACUGAUCUCUCCGUGAUUGUGCCUUUUGAUUCGAGUGAAUUGAGUUCGCGGUCUUUCGAAUAAUGUUGCGUCAUCUGCCGACACUAAUAAGGUUUCACAGCAUCCGACUGUAUUGCUCACGUUAGGCUGUUAACCAGACUUGCAUGACCACUUUAGACUAUUUAUGAGUAAAUACUGGUUUGUUUUUGGGUUAUUUUUGUUCAGAUCUGUUUGUUUUGCUCCCUCCUGUCCUGACCUGUCAUCCCAGUAAUUAACAGAUGACUUUUUAUAGAGGUAAUAAAAAAAAAUUGCAAAAUGCCAAUUUUGUAUGGAUGAUUUAUAAGAAAAUGAAUAAAGUCAUAUUUGAUGCUA